AUGAAUAGAAAACUCGUUAAGCAAUUUGCAAAAUUAAAUGGAAAUUAUCAUCAUCAACAUUCAUUGAUGAUGAAGAAUUCGAGACAGUCCUUCUGUUUGUGUGUUCUUUGCAUGAAAGAAAACCCGAAACUCUCCUCAAAAGAUCAACCUAUUAAGCAAACUCUCAAAGAUCCUCUCCAAAUGGCCAUGCAACAACAAAGGGAAGUAUUAGAAGAGAAAUCGGACGAAAUUGCUCAAUCAGUCAUGAAAAACUUUCAACCCAUAACUACCAAUGAAAGCGAGAAUCAAAGAGGACCAUCCAACAAUGAAUACAGUCCUGAGAGUAAAUAUAAAUUGGAUGAUGAUGGAAUUGAUAGAAAUUUGGAUGGAAUGGGAAGAAUUCUCAAUUCUCAACAAGGAAAAGUUGCAGAAAAGACAAUACCACUCAAAGUUGACAAAAGCCGUGAAGAUUUUCCUCCAACUCAAAAUCCUCCAACUCCAGAACCUUAG
Messenger RNA from Naegleria gruberi, 489 nucleotides. RefSeq lists its product as uncharacterized. Lineage: Eukaryota; Heterolobosea; Eutetramitea; Acrasida; Naegleriidae. The coding region runs from base 1 to 489 and encodes 162 amino acids. The record is from RefSeq and is a predicted model, not a curated record. The transcript has a single exon.